Ustilago hordei is the source of this 2724-nucleotide messenger RNA. RefSeq names its product related to PET127 - component of mitochondrial translation system. The coding region runs from base 1 to 2724 and encodes 907 amino acids. The record is from RefSeq and is a predicted model, not a curated record. The transcript has a single exon. NCBI's taxonomy places the organism in Eukaryota, Fungi, Basidiomycota, Ustilaginomycetes, Ustilaginales, Ustilaginaceae. Gene Ontology annotation, biological process: mitochondrial RNA 5'-end processing. Gene Ontology annotation, cellular component: mitochondrion; mitochondrial envelope.
AUGAACGGACGACACGCAAAAAAACUGGCACUGGCCAGUCUGCAAUUGUCUAAACAUCGACGAUUCUCGACAACCAGCAGUGCUGCUUCGCUCUCGGAUCGGUUACGAAAGCAAUGGAGCGGAUCCUCUAAACAGGAAGCAAAAGCGCCCUUAUCCUCAACGAAUUACAUACAAAGAGCAGGAACUUGGAGACCACCACCCGAUCCUUCGACUCCGGAACCAGCUCGCUCUAGCUUCUCCAAACCAGCAGCAUCUCCCACUGCGCAAACGAACCCAUCGCCCAACCAACGCAGAGUUGCAUUGCGAAGCUUACUUCGUGCUUCCACCUCCGCUUUCCGUAAUGAAUCGCUCAAAUUCGUCCAGAGCCCAGAGAAGGGCAAGGAGAAAGGUUUUCCCAGCACUUCAGCCGAUAAGGGCAAAGCAAAGGCAGCAGCAGCACACCAAGCAUCGCUUCUCAAAGAACUACACGACCUCGAUGAGCUACUCGGUUCGCUGCAAAGUCAAGCUUUCUCCAUCUCACAACGGCUCAAGGACCUAGAACUCACUCGUAAAGGUAGCUCUUCCAACCAGCUUGAAGAUAUCUGGGGACCAGAUCGACUCUCACCUUCCGCUGGCAGCACCACGGAAGAUACCGGGUCUGCAGCACCUUCCAGUCCCACACCCCAUACCAAUAAGCAGAACGUUAAGCGAUCCGACGAGGCCAGAACUCGUCUCGUAUUCGGUAACGAUGCUCUCGCCGAAUCAAACCUUGGUUGGAGAGAUGGCAAAGGCAAACCCAAUCCCACCAUCUCCUACUCCGGACCAUUUGCAGAGGAGCAAAAGAAGUGGACCGAAUCGAUCACCGGCUGCGUUUCAGCAAACAACAUCCCCAUCGACAAAGUUGCACCCCUCCGAGAGAUGAAAGUUGCCACCCUCUCACAUGGAUUAGACCGGGUUCUCUUCAACCCGGGUAUCUACUGGCUAAGAGAUCCCAGGUCGGGGAUAUACAAUUUCGACCCGCGCAUCAAAGAUAUCCUCGAUGUCGAUCUUUUCGAUUACGCCGCACUGCCACCUUACAUCACCUCUAGUAAAGAUCCGGAGUUGGCAACACUUACGAAGCAGCAUGGCAAGAAGUAUUGCGGCAGUACUUCGAGUAUGACUUCUUUGUUGAGUCAGUGUUAUUUUUUGAUUUCCGGUUGGAGGAAUCCGGAUUGUAGCGGCUUUUCCGCUCCCUUCGCUGGGCUUCCUAGUGGCUUUAGUGUAGGCGCCAAACUUCCGGCAAGUAUAUUGCUGCAUUGGAAGGAUGGGCAUUAUGCGAUUGAUGCGGACAAAGCUGCGACUGGUGAAGCAGAGAAUUCCAACUACGUCCUCACUUCUCUAGGCAAAUCAAUGGAGAAAAUGUUGACAACUACUCCGGAAGAGUAUGCCAAAUACAUGCGCAUCAAUUCUUGGCAACUCACAGAGGAGGAGAAAAGAAAGCCCGAGGCAUAUCAUUAUGCGUCGACGGGGAAAAUGAUGAUGCGAUCUCAACUUGACUGCCAUGACCCGCGCUUGCCUCGGAAGACAUUCGACCUCAAGACGAGAGCAAGCAUUGGCAUCAGGAACGACCGAGCCAACUAUGUAGAAGGAUCCGGCUAUCAAAUUCGACGAGCGACCGGAGUCUUGGAGAGCUUUGAAAGGGAGUAUUACGACAUGAUUCGAGCUGCGUUUUUAAAGUAUAACUUCCAAGCGAGGAUUGGACAUAUGGAUGGCAUCUUUGUUGCCUAUCACACCACUUCGACUAUUUUCGGGUUUCAGUAUAUAUCCGUGGAGGAGAUGAACGAAAGGUUGUUUGGCAGUCAGGAAAUGGCGGAUCAGGCGUUUAGGUUGAGUUUGGGAAUGAUGGAGAAUGUUUUGGAUGCGGCGACUAGUAUGUUUCCGCAAGAGACCUUGAAGAUUACGAUCGAGGCAAGGGAGAAGUCGGAAACUGGGAUGACAGUGUUUGUUGAACCCUGCAACGUGCCUUGCACCGGUGAUAGCGGAGAGACCAAGGAGAGGAGUAUUGUACAACUGGAUAUUACGGUGGAUAGAUACUUGAAUGGAGGAUUGAUGCUAGGUCCUGUCGACUUUUCCUUCCUCCCCGGACGAAGAGUUGAUCCGUUGAGUGAAGACGAGAUCGAACGUCGGAUGCGAUCCUCUCUUCCGCCCGUCAGAUGGGAGAUUGAUUACUCCAUCUCACCGCGACCCGAUCUUACGGAGUCCAAGGUUCGAUCGAACCUGGAUACGGUUCGUGGGAAACAAUCCUCGCUUACCUCGCUCAUUCUACCCAACGUUGAAGCGCUGAAUGCUAGAGAACAGUAUCGUACCGAACAACUUGCGACCAACCCAGAUGCUCUUCAACGGUUCCUGGAAGAAAGAGCAAGCGGUGUUGCUGCUGGUAUGCCUCUCGCUCCUGGUCAACUCUCGGCCAAACAGGUCGCAAAGCAAAAGACUCUAUCACAUAAAACUACUCAACACCAACACUUGCUAAACGCAGACAACGCAGACAACGCAGACAAGCUUCUUGCAACACUUGAACAAGACCAGCAAAACCUAGCAGCUCCAGCGCCCGAGCAACUUGCACGUCGAAAACAGGUAGAAUCGAGGUUCAUCCGUAUGCGCAACAUGCGCACUCUGAGACUACGCGAACUGGCGAAACUUGGAGAAAAGGAUGCCAAGGAUUCCCUCAGUCUCGAUGAGAGGAUUAUGUACAGUCCUAGAUCCUAA